This is a messenger RNA of Papaver somniferum (opium poppy), 2397 nucleotides long. RefSeq lists its product as uncharacterized. The transcript is spliced from 7 exons. Bases 1 to 2397 code for a protein of 798 amino acids. The record is from RefSeq and is a predicted model, not a curated record. Lineage: Eukaryota; Viridiplantae; Streptophyta; Magnoliopsida; Ranunculales; Papaveraceae.
AUGAGAGAAUUCAACGAAUGUUUGAAUAAUUGUGGACUCAUUCAAGCUCCAAAAUAUGGUUUGGAGUUCUCUUGGUGCAAUAACAGAGCAGGAAAAAAGAGAAUACUUUGCAAUCUAGAUAGCGCAGUUCUUAAUGAUAAAUGGCUGGAAUUAUAUCCUAGUCGGGGUUACAAAGUUGGAGUAAGAAGCAUCUCAGAUCAUGGAAUACUUUAUGGAGCAAAUGUUGAUAUUCCAAAACCUAAGAAUAUUCCUUUUAGAGCAUUAAAGGUUUGGAAAUCUCAUCCUGACUUCUUGCAGCAAAUUCAAGCUUCUUGGAAUACAAUGAUUAAAGGUAAUCCAAUCUUUAUCUUCAUGAGUAAAUUAAAAAUCUUAAAGAAAGAGAUACAGUUGUGGAAUUGGAACACCUUUGGGGAUGUUAUAAAAAAAUUGAAGCAAGCUGAGGAACAAGUAUUGCAAGCUACAUUGUUGUCUAACAAAAAUCCUGAGAAUACAGUUCUUUUGAAUAAUUUAGUUACAGCAAGAGGAAAGCAGGAGGUUCUUAUUGAGCAACAAAAAGAAAUAAACCAACAGAAAUCAAGAGUUAAGUGGUUGAAAGAAGGAGCUUCAAAUUCAAAUUUCUUUCAUAUAAACAUGAAACUAAGACAAACUCAGAAUGCAAUAGUUGAACUGGAAGAUGAAAAUGGGAAUAUAGUAGUUGAUCAACAGAAGAUUGCUGAUAUUCUUAUCAACCAUUUUGAAGAGAAAUUUAAAUUUCAAGAAGUAAGAUAUAAUCAAGAAUUUUUUCAAGACAUACCACAAUUGGUGAGUGAAGAAGAAAAUAUGUUCUUAGAUGCUAUUGCAUCUGAUGAAGAAGUGAAAAACGCAGUAUUUGAUCUUGAUCCAGAUAGUGCCCCUGGACCAGAUGGUUUUGCAGGGUGGUUUUAUAGAUAUGCUUGGAAAAUAAUGGGAAAGGACUUAACAAAAGCUAUUAAGUAUUGCUGGAGAGGUGGAUUCAUCCCACAAGGAUUUAAUAUUAUAUCCUCAAGAUUUGGAAGUUUAAUACAAAAAAUAGUAUCACCUCAACAAGGUGCAUUCAUAAAAGGUAGAAACAUACAAGAACAAAUUGUUCUUGCUUCAGAAUUGGUGAAUGAACUUGAAAUUAAAAGAAGAGGUGGAAACUUGGGCAUAAAGCUGGAUAUUUCUCAAGCUUAUGAUUCACUCAGUUGGGAGUUCUUACUUCAAGUAAUGAGGAAUUUUGGCUUUUCAGAAAAAGGAAUCACUUGGCUUCAUACCUUGCUGAAAUCUGCAAGAAUAUCAGUUCUGUUGAAUGGUGAUCCUGCGGGGUACUUUCAAGUAGGGAGGGGAAUCAGACAAGAUGACAUGUUUUUGUUAUGCAAUGGUGACAAGAGAAAUGUUAAAAAGAUAGCAGCACUGCUCAAAGAUUAUGAAGAUGCAUCAGGUCAAAUCUUUAAUCUUGCAAAAAGAGAUCCUGCAAAAAGAAAGAGUAUUACACUAAAAUGGGACAAGGUAUGUUCUCCAUUUGAAGAAGGAGGUCUUGGUCUGAGAAGAUUGGAAAUCAUGAAUAAACCACUCCUUAUGAAGCUUUGGCGGAAAAUGUUGAAUAGUAAAGAAGAAUGGGCAAGAUACUUUCAAGAAAAAUUCUUAACCAAGAAUGGUGAAUGGAUUGGGUACUAUAAAAAAUCUUAUAUACUUCCAGGAAUGAAAUGGAUUUCAGAAGAUGUAAAGAAUUUUACAAGAUGGAUAGUGGGUAAUGGUGCAAAUGUAUCAGUUUGGUAUGAUAUAUGGAUAAAAGAAAAACCAUUGUGUGAAUUAUAUCCAGAAAAUGCAUAUAUUAAUCAAUUCCCUAAUAUGAAAGUUGAAAAUUUAAUAAUUGAAGGAGAAUGGGUUAUGCCUACUGAAUUAUUGGAAAUGGUAUCAGUUAAUGAGCUACCUGUGAUCAAUAUGGUGGAAGACAAAAUAAUAUGGAGUGGCACAAUUACUGGGGAAUUCACUAUCUCUUCUGUUGUGGAAUGUAUCAGAACAAAGUAUCCUAAAGUGAGUUGGUCAUCUCAGUGGGUGAAAUUUGGAGAAAAUGCUGCAUUUAUAGCUUUCAAAGAAUUGUGGUUUCAAAGAAAUAAAAGUGUGUAUGAGGAUGAAGUAUUCAAUGAACAUAACAUAAAGACAAGAAUCUUGAAGCUUACUGCAGAUGUGAAUUACAGUCUCAUGGCCCCUAUAACUAGCGGUGCCACGAAAAGAGAUGUUGUAGAAGCAGUUAAUAUGUAUAUGUGUGAAGGAAUUGCUUCUUCAAGAAAAAGGAAGGCGAAAAACACGACUGAUGAUCCAGAUUUGAAGAAGAGAAUAAAUUCUCGAAAUUUUCGUGUUACAGUCACUAUAACUAGUGAAAUUAUAAACAAGUAA